Messenger RNA from Hibiscus syriacus, 615 nucleotides. Its product is annotated as transcription factor DIVARICATA-like. Gene Ontology annotation, molecular function: DNA binding. The record is from RefSeq and is a predicted model, not a curated record. The transcript has 2 exons. NCBI's taxonomy places the organism in Eukaryota, Viridiplantae, Streptophyta, Magnoliopsida, Malvales, Malvaceae. The coding region runs from base 1 to 615 and encodes 204 amino acids.
AUGUACCAAGAUCGCCACGACUACAGUAAUCUGUUGUUUUUCGAUUCGUCGACGCCGGCGAGGAGGGAGUGGACGUUUUUCGAGGAGAAGUCUUUUGAGCUGUGUUUGGUGGAGUUUCCGGAGGGAACUCCCGAUCGAUGGCAGCUAAUUGCCGCCAAGAUUCCGGGGAGGUCACCUGAAGAAAUAAAGCAACAUUUUGAGAUUCUUGUUCGUGAUGUUUAUGAGAUCGAUGCCGGUCGAGUUCCGGUUCCGAAUUAUAGUGAUAAUUGGUUUAUUUUCGAUUCGGAGUCCGAUUCGAAUCAUCAAAUCGAUUGCGAAUCAAAAUCGAAACGGCAGGGCAACGUUGAACGAAAGAAGGGAACUCCUUGGACAUUACAGGAACAUAAGUUAUUUUUAUAUGGUCUGAGAAAAUAUGGCAAGGGUGAUUGGCGAAGUAUAUCAAGAAAUGUGGUGAAUACUCGGUCGUCGUCUCAGGUCGCUAGCCACGCCCAAAAGUUUUAUCUCCGGUUGCAUUCGGGGAAAAAGGCGAGAAAAAGAUCGAGCAUCCACGACGUUACGAUAAUCGAUUACGAUGUGAUGAAAGCACUUGUCGAACGGAACAUGACUUCCGGUUAG